ACUCAUGUGUAGACAAUAAGAAGCUUUUCGAACAAAAAGUAAUGUACCUGUGUAGUUAUUAUCGAUACGGUUCUAAGUGUUAUGUUUAUCAUGUUUGUCAGUUUGGGGCUUGUGAGAUACACAAGGUGUUACUGUGUUUUGUUUAGGGUUUCGACCUUGUGAUAGCAGUUCUACAGUGUCACUAUGUGCUAGAUACAAUGUUAUAUUUCCCUGUGUGUAUUUGGAGUUUUAACAUUUAAACCAUGAUGGAUACAAUGUCUAUUGUUGUUGACGACGAAACGAGAGGGUCAAUUCACGAACAGCACGAUGUGUACCCUGAUAAUGACAACGACGACAAAUACACAGUGGCCAGCACGACCUCUACAGCCUUCACCUUGGGUUCGAACUAUACCACAGGAACAGACAACUAUAUACCUGUGUCACGGCUAAGUAAACACAGCUUUAAACUACGAACCACAUCUAGCUUUCCCAGUAUACUCAACCUUUAUCAGCAUCCCAUACUCGAGGAGGGAAGUGACAAACAUGACGCAAUCAUAAAAAGAAAGGGAGGUCGUCGACAUGAGGAAAAGCGGAAAAAAGGCACCGAAAAGGGGAAGGUUGACUGGGACCAGGUGAUAGAGUCGCGCGCAAAACAGGAAGCUUACAAUAUGAAACAAAGAGCGAUUAGAAUCGAAGCAGUUGCCAGAGAUCAAAUGGAAAAAUAUGAAAAAUACAUUAAAAAUCUGAAAGCUAAAGUCGAAGUUCAACGCGAAGCACGCAGAAAGCAGUAUGAGGAGUUAACGGAACGGCUGAGACAGAAGGAAGAAGAGGAUAAAAAACGCCGAUAUCUUGUAUUAAAAAGACCUAAGAUGGAAUAUGUCCACGACAAAAAAUAUCUCAAGAAACUCCCAAAAUCUAAGUUUACAAAGAUGGUGCUAUUAUCCGAUGAUCUACAAAAGAAAGGGGUUUUAAGCAACAGGGCAGAUGUAGACAGAUUCUGGAAGGAUUACGGAAAAUCUGGGUUGGAAACAGACAUAUUUGCGGCAAAAGAUCCACUGAAAGAAGUUCAAGAAUCAAAUGAAUGGAUAGGAAGAAGACUAACUGGACCUCCCCCUCCAAGGAAAGACACACAUGGCAAUCGCGGUUACCCUCUGCCCCCCGUCAACAUUAAGAAGAAGAAAAAGAGAAGACCUCAAAUUGAAGAUUCAACUGCAUAUGAAGGAACGUUAAAGGCGCCGAGUAUUCACAUAGAAGGCGAUGCUGAUGAAAGUGAAAAAUGAUUUUCCAAAGUGAUUUAUUCAUUGUUUAGGUAGACUGAAUAGAAUAUAACGUUUGGUAAUACUUACCUUUGAAUUCACAGGACCAGGCCAGACUGUACAACACUAUGUGGAAUAUACCCUGGUAAUGUGAGCAACACUGACGCAUAUGGAUUCCCAUUGAUACAAUUGUUUUCACUGAUAAAGAUAGCUAGGAACGAGUGCUUUGUACAGUUAUCAAAUCCAACGGGUCCUAUAUUUCGCGGUUUUGCAAGUCGAACCAAGUUCGACCAGCGAACUUCGAGCGUCUUCUAUACGGACUAUGAUCUAACUAUUGUAGACGCAAACUCAAUUUGUUACAUGUCGUGCGCAUGUAUAGAGAUACAAGAAGUUACAAUGCGCAUGUCUAGUCGACUUUGCUCAACGACUUGCAACUAGAUUUCAUUUGCGCAUGCGUCACCGUUUGUAAGCUCAUGAGUGAUUGGUUGUUGUUUAUACGCACGUGUAAUCACUUUAGACGGAACAGCCUGACCAUAGUAAAUAGUUGACGCUCGAAGAAGGCCCAUCUUUAUUGGUAUACGUAAAUAUCUGAUGUGUAGUAUUUUCUCACUGUAUCCUAUGACCGAGAAUAUAACGAAAAUAAACAACCCGCGAAUAUCACGAACAAUACAGUAUAUGGGCUGCUGUUGUUUCAUGCGGAUUCUCAGCGAAAAACUUGUUUCCAAAGAUUAAUGUAGGUUGUAGCUAAGUAAAGUUGUCUCUUACUUAAUCAAGUAGGUUUCCGUUAGCCAUUGGACUCUCGUUGGACUUGAUUUUGAAGAAUUGUGAAGUUUUUCUCGUUGAAUUAAUGUUAGCAGGGCGAAAUGUAAAACGGAAACCGGGAAAAGUGAAGCAAUGUAUAUAAAGUUUGAUAUGCAUCAAAAUUAUUAUUUGUAUUUAUUAACAAUGAAAUAUCAAAAUCGA
Pecten maximus is the source of this 2198-nucleotide messenger RNA. RefSeq lists its product as uncharacterized. Lineage: Eukaryota; Metazoa; Mollusca; Bivalvia; Pectinida; Pectinidae. The record is from RefSeq and is a predicted model, not a curated record. The transcript has 8 exons. Bases 243 to 1259 code for a protein of 338 amino acids.